AUGGCUGAGGUGGCGCCUCCGCCGGCGCUGCACACGCAGAAGGAGCGCAAGGAAAUCAACGGAGUGCCGACGGACAUCGCCGUCUCCAUCUUCGCGGACCGCGUCUUCAUCGUAGCGACGCAGCUGGGCACCUUCGGCACGCUCGUGGAGGCGCACCAGAAGGAUUCGAUCAGCGGCAAGCUCCAGCCCGAUAUCCACGUCCGUCUCGGGCGGCGCGAUGACCCGCUGCUGCUGGUGUACGCGCGGCAGUUCCUGGAGCAUUUCGGCGUUCCUGUCGGCCUGCCGAUCCUGGCGGCCAUCGGACUGAAGGAUCGGUCGUCGGACACGUUCGAAGUUGUGAUGCAGAGUGUGAAGGAGCUGUUCGCUAAGGCCCAGAGCGCACAGGGCGAGCCGUAAAUUGUGUAGAGGCUAAUAGGGAACGUGAUGCUUUGGAUCCAGCUCCCAUACAUGGGGAAAAUAUCAUUUGGAUGGUACAACUGGAUCUGGACCUCGUCGAGCAAAGGACAGCCCUUCAACGCAGCUUGCGCGUCGGUAGCAAGGAAGCCGUAGCUUGGGCGUUCGCUGAAAUCUUGAGCAUAAAAAACUAAAUGUCGU
This is a messenger RNA of Phytophthora sojae, 594 nucleotides long. RefSeq lists its product as hypothetical. Lineage: Eukaryota; Oomycota; Peronosporomycetes; Peronosporales; Peronosporaceae. The record is from RefSeq and is a predicted model, not a curated record. The coding region runs from base 1 to 396 and encodes 131 amino acids. The transcript has 4 exons. Gene Ontology annotation, biological process: proteasome assembly.